Messenger RNA from Ornithodoros turicata, 3474 nucleotides. RefSeq names its product guanylate cyclase soluble subunit beta-1-like. Gene Ontology annotation, molecular function: guanylate cyclase activity; heme binding. The transcript has 13 exons. The coding region runs from base 105 to 3098 and encodes 997 amino acids. The record is from RefSeq and is a predicted model, not a curated record. Lineage: Eukaryota; Metazoa; Arthropoda; Arachnida; Ixodida; Argasidae. Gene Ontology annotation, cellular component: guanylate cyclase complex, soluble. Gene Ontology annotation, biological process: cGMP biosynthetic process; response to oxygen levels.
UCCACUGUGCAUUGGAAGAUUUAGUGCGAACCAAGUUCGGCGAAGAGGCCUGGGAAAAAAUUCUGAAGAAGAGUCGUGUGAAGCUGCAUGGCGGAUCCUUCUUGAUGCACAGGGUUUACGCGGAUGACGUCACAAUGAAGCUGGUUCAAUCUGCGUCAGAAGUCUUGGAAAUGAGCAAGGACUCCUGUCUGGAAGCCCUCGGCUGCCAUUUCCUCUUCUUCUGCCAGCAGCACGGCUACGAUAAAAUUCUACGCGUUCUGGGUUCAAACUUAACGGAUUUUCUCACCAACCUGGAUAACCUGCACGAUCACCUAGCCGGCAGCUACCCGGGCAUGAGCGCUCCUUCUUUUAGGGUCACUCCUGGGCCUCUUGGCUCCAUACACCUGCACUACUGCAGCCAGCGCAGAGGACUUCAUCCCAUCGUUAAAGGUCUCGUCAAAACAGUCGCCGGAGAAUUCUUCGACACCGAGGUCACCGUGAAUACGUGCAAAAUCAUGGACGAAGGCGAUAAGGUCAUCGUUUUAAUGGAAGUUUCCGAAGUGCUGCUCAAGGUUGAUAUGCCGGAGCUGCUACCAAAUCCGUUUGGAAUGCAAAAGAGGUCGUCUUUUACUUCAGCGCAUAUCACGGACCAUUUGAGCCAGCAGCCUCAAGACCUCCCCGUGGAUGUGAAGACCUUUUGUAGUGCCUUUCCCUUUCAUGUGAUGUUUGACCGAGACUUUAACAUCAGGCAGGUCGGAAAAGGUCUCCUGAGACUCACCAAGUCCAUGUGGACCAAAGGAAAACCCGUGAAAUUUACGGAUAUGUUCACGAUAUCGCGUCCUGUCAUCGAGUGCACUUUCGAAAGCAUCCUGGGGUUCCUCAACCAAGUGUACGUCGUUGUAGGCAAGGAGGGAGUUCUUGAGAAAGAACACAAGGCGGGACACGUUGCAACAAGCAGUAAUGUGUUACCGGGUCCCAGAAAAAUUCUGCGGCGACUCAACAGCACCCUAGAGCCUCCACCGGACGGCAUAUUGAGGCUGAAGGGCCAGAUGGUGUCCGUGCCGGAAUCCGACUGCAUCCUCUUCCUAUGCUCCCCACGUGUCAAAGGACUGGACGACAUGCUGAGAAUAGGGCUGCACUUCAGCGACUUGGCCAUUCACGACCCCGUCAGGAACCUCAUCCUAAUUUCUCAUCAUAGGAAAGGGGAGCGGGAACUGGUGGACAAGCUCGACGAAGCUUCGAACAACCUCAAGGUGUUGGACGCCAAGCUACGGGAAGACAAGCGCAGGACAGAAGACCUGUUGUGUUCCAUCUUCCCCGCGCGAGUUGCGAAGAAUCUCUGCCAGGACUUACCAGUCGAGGCGGAGAUGUACGAACUCGUCUCUUGCCUUUUCUCGGAUAUUGUGGGAUUCACGACGCUCUGUGGCAACGAGAAUAUCCAGCCAAUGGACAUCGUACGACUGCUCAACAGAUUGUACGUGCAAUUUGACGCGUUGACUGGCGUGCACGGUGUUUACAAGGUGGAAACUAUUGGGGACGCAUACGUGGUCGUGUCUGGGAUACCAGAACUGACGGAUGAUCACGCCGAUCGGCUCGUUGCCAUGGGGCUGGCCAUGCAAGCAGUAACCCGCACCAUCAUUUCUCCAGUCGAAGGACAUCCCAUUGAGAUUCGCACGGGCAUUCAUUCAGGACCAGCAAUGGCGGGGGUCGUUGGCGUACAAAUGCCGCGGUAUUGUCUCUUCGGCCACACUGUUACGUUGGCGAACAAGAUCGAAAGCAGAGGCCUGUCAAGUCACGUGAACAUAAGCGAAACAACAAAGAGCUACCUUAUCAAAGAUGGCUACCAGUUUACGGAAAACGCUGACAUUGGAGACCUGGAAGUGAAAUGUUACUACGUCACCCGUCCCUCAGACUCGGAUUCGUCCGUCAGCGACCCAGCGACACUGGGUGUGGCCCUAUACGGAGGAGGUGGCCAUUUCCGGUCACCUACUGGGUCUCCUGUACACUCCGAAAGGCCGACACCCGUGGGAUCCCGAAGCUCUUCAACUCACAGUUCUUCUCCCAUCGUGUCGCCUCUUAAUCCUGACCUGGUUACUGCUUCUGGUACCUGUUCAACAUUAUCGAGCUUACGACGAAAAAUACGGCGCGCCUUCAACUUUCCUCCCGUGGACACUCCAAGCCCAACCUUCCCCUGCCCUUCUGAAGGAACAGAAACCGACGAACUUUUCACCGACCCUGCCUUAUGUGUCAUCCAAGUCGAAUCAGCGAGCAGUCACGAACCAUCGCUAAGCAGUGGAACUCUGUCAUCGAGGACGUCACCUUGCGUCGAACAGAGGACUGUCAACAAGACGACUCCGUCAACCGUUGACUCACCGCGGUACGACCAGCCUGAUAUAGCCAAGGAAGAUCUCAAUGACCUCCGCAAGAGUGUGGAACGCCUAUGCAGCUUCACCGCAUCACCGGGGCACGCGGCGGAACCGCGUCUAGUGUGCCACUGGGACAAUCCGUCUUCCAACGUCUGUCCGUUCACCGCUCAAGAUAUGAACAGAAACCUCCAGGAGUACCUCGAGAUAGCGAUAACAGAGACGUGCGAGUCAAAACAUGAAGCAGGCGACGCGAACGUUUCAAGCACGGCUGCUGCAAAUGAUCCAACGACCACGAUUACACUUACCAGUGCCUUAUGUAACGUACCGACUACAACGCCGACGGAAGAAACGGCAAAGUCACGCUGUAUCAGCGGAUGGAGAAAAUUAAUGCGGAGGCAUAAGAGAAGCGAUAAAACCAGUAGUCUUAAUCUAGAUUUGCAUUUGACAUCCAAGAGGAGGAGUUCCAAGGAUGGAUUAAGUUUGCCGGCUACGCCGGGGUGUCCCAUGCAGAAGGUACUUGCGGAAGUGAUGACGACCACGAGCUUCGGUGACAAUGCCUUAUCGUCGCCGGGUAACAGGACACAAAGUUGUUAUUCGUUCAACACGUUGGAAGACAGGCACGUUGCCGCGGUGAAAAAGAAGUCGACGACGCGAUUUGGACUGCCUCACUUCAACCUGCACUUCCCCAAAAUCGGACACAGUUUAUCGAAGAGCAGUAUCUUUAGUCGUGUUGCCUUGCCCUCCUCGAGAUAGUGUUGAAUGUAGUUGCGAGAUAUUUUAUGUAAAGUAAUGUACAAGGAACAUUGACCCUGAUCCCGAGACAAAUGUCCUAAUUUCAGGUGGAACAUCACCUACGUAGGUGGCUUAUUUAUAUUGUUUUAUUUAUUUGAUUUCAGCUGUUUUGAACAACUUCAUUACCGUUACUUAUUAGUACCUAUUUAUUUAUUUGCUAUUUCGUUCAUUUUGGUCCAGAGGAUCGUUUCUCAAGAAACAACCAUUUUAUCUCAAUGUACAAGACGCCACACAGAAGAAAUAACGAUAAAAAAAUGCAUAACUAAGGCGAACUAAUUUUUGUAAGAGACUGUACGAUGUGUAUAGUGGACACUUUCCAGUACAUGUAAUGUUUUGC